AUGAUUUUAAUUCUUUCAACAAUCAAAAAUUCCAUUAAUAAUAAUGGCACUAUCACCACUACCACCACUACUAUUAAGGGCUUUACUACUAGAAAACCGAAACCUUUACCACAAUUAGAAAAAGAAAAGGCUAAACGUGUUUUCUAUGGGGUGGUUGGUGUUUCAAUGUGGAUAGUGGCGACUGUUUGUUUUUUUAAUUAUGAACGUGUCAACAACAAUAUAAUUCAAACAAGUCUACUUCAUAUUAAAAAGAAUCCAUUAGCCAUAGAAACUUUAGGGAAUAGUAUUGGUUUUUCUUCAAGUUGGCCUUGGGUUAUUGGAAAAGUUAAUAUUUUGAAAGGAAAGGUGGAUGUGAAAUAUUCUGUGAAAGGAAGUAAAGCUAAAGGUAAAAUUCAUUUUCGUGCAAUCCGUAUUCCAUUGGAAAGAAAUUGGAAAGUCUUGGAAUUUUCAUUGACAAAAGACAAUGGAGAAGUUAUCUUGCUUAAGUUACCAAACGAACAAUUUUUUCAUACUUAA
Molecule: messenger RNA, 516 nt
Organism: Entrophospora candida
Lineage: Eukaryota; Fungi; Glomeromycota; Glomeromycetes; Entrophosporales; Entrophosporaceae
Source: the annotation of a GenBank genome assembly